This is a messenger RNA of Mus pahari (shrew mouse), 750 nucleotides long. RefSeq names its product glia maturation factor gamma (gene Gmfg). The transcript has 7 exons. Gene Ontology annotation, biological process: negative regulation of Arp2/3 complex-mediated actin nucleation; actin filament debranching. The coding region runs from base 326 to 655 and encodes 109 amino acids. Gene Ontology annotation, cellular component: actin cortical patch. Gene Ontology annotation, molecular function: actin binding; Arp2/3 complex binding. The record is from RefSeq and is a predicted model, not a curated record. NCBI's taxonomy places the organism in Eukaryota, Metazoa, Chordata, Mammalia, Rodentia, Muridae.
GAAGGGUGAGGGGGCCGAGUGCAGGGUGACCUGGAGCAAAGAGGGUACCUGGAUGGAGGUCAGCUGGGGGACGAAGGUCACUGGCAGGAAGGGAAGGGACCCAAUCUCGACAAAGCUUGGUCAUAGAGGUGGAGGCCUCAGGCAAGCAGAUCCUUAGGUCUUCUGGAGUAACCCAGGGGAUCCCCAGGAAGGUGGGACCUGACCUCCGUGUAUCCCUCGGAGCUGAACUUCGGACUCCCUGGUGGUGUGUGAAGUGGACCCGAAGCUAAAGGAAAUAUUGAGGAAAUUCCGUUUCCGAAAAGAGACCAACAAUGCCGCCAUCAUAAUGAAAGUGGACAAAGACCGGCAGAUGGUGGUGCUGGAGGAUGAAUUCCAGAACAUCUCCCCAGAAGAACUUAAGUUGGAGUUGCCAGAGAGACAGCCCAGGUUUGUGGUCUACAGCUACAAGUAUGUGCAUGAUGACGGCAGGGUGUCCUACCCUUUGUGCUUCAUCUUCUCCAGCCCUGUGGGCUGCAAGCCUGAACAGCAGAUGAUGUACGCGGGAAGUAAAAACAGGCUGGUGCAGACGGCGGAGCUCACCAAGGUGUUUGAAAUCCGCACCACAGAUGACCUCACGGAGACCUGGCUUAAGGAAAAGUUAGCUUUCUUUCGUUGACCUUCGAGCCAGGGAUUUGGAAUCCUUACUUCUGAAGGCUCAGAUUGAUAGGAUAUGAACAUCCAAGAGCUAAAUAAAGGUUAAAAUUUCAGGAA